Dreissena polymorpha is the source of this 2514-nucleotide messenger RNA. RefSeq names its product arginyl-tRNA--protein transferase 1-like. Gene Ontology annotation, cellular component: cytoplasm. Gene Ontology annotation, molecular function: arginyl-tRNA--protein transferase activity. Gene Ontology annotation, biological process: protein arginylation. The record is from RefSeq and is a predicted model, not a curated record. Lineage: Eukaryota; Metazoa; Mollusca; Bivalvia; Myida; Dreissenidae.
AUGGCCGCAACUCAAACGUUUCCUGUUGUUGAGUAUUUUUGAAAUGAGCGUUACAGAUGUGGCUAUUGUGGAUGUGCAGAUACCAAUUAUUCACAUGGUAUGUGGGCACAUUCCAUGACAGUGCAAGAUUAUCAAGAUCUUUUGGACAGAGGAUGGAGAAGGAGUGGCAAGUACUGUUACAAACCAACCAUGAAGCAAACCUGCUGUCCUCUAUACACCAUUCGCUGUGAGGUGCUCAACUUCAAACUGCGCAAGUCACAAAAAAAGGUUUUAAAAAAGGUCAACAAGUACUUGAUUGAAGGCAUCAAGCCCACCAGUGACAAGGAUGAUGACAAUCCUCUGGGUGAUCAGGAUGACUUUGUUGAUGGUGAAAACCAGUCUGAACAAAAUCCGGGUACUCAGGCGGCAACUUUAGAUCAGGAACAUAUUGCCGAAGAUCUGAGUGGCUCAGAAAAAGAACAUAAAGUUCCGAGAAAAGGAACCGGUCCAGAUCCAACCAAACCACCCUGCAAAAAGGCCAAGGAACUCCGGCGUGAGAGGAAAUUGGCAAAAAUGGCAAAUAAAAUAGAUGGCACAUCCGCUUCCGAGACGGCCGCCGUCAGCAGCAUCAAAGGGAAGCAAGCAGGGAAGACACUUGAAGACUACAUAUCAGAGCCCAGUAAAGCAGCAAAAUGUGCUCACAAAUUAGAAAUCAAAUUAGUAAGGUCUGGCCCCCAAUCGAGCGAGUUUCAAUCAAGCUAUUCCUCAUCGUAUGAUGUGUACAAGCGCUAUCAAAUGGCCGUACAUGGCGAUGAUGAGAAGGAGUGUUCUAAACGAGCCUAUGACGGGUUUCUUGUUGAAACACCGCUGGAGGCAGAUCAUCCUGGCGGCACGUUGCGCAAGGGGUACGGCUCAUUCCACCAGCAGUACAUUUUCGAUGGGAAGAUAAUCUGUGUGGGAGUCAUCGACAUACUUCCCUCCCUUGUCUCAUCCAAGUACCUGUACUAUGACCCUGAUUAUGCAUUUCUCUCCCUUGGGACUUACUCUGCUUUAAGAGAGAUAGCAUUUGUUCGAGAGUUGCAUAGGCAGUCUAAAGCCAUGCUUUACUACUACAUGGGCUUUUAUAUACACUCAUGUCCAAAAAUGAGGUACAAGGGUGGGUAUUACCCAUCCUACCUGGCAUGUCCAGAGACGUACGACUUCUACCUCGUGGAGAAGUGUGCGCCCAUGUUGGACGAGAAGAAAUACUGUCGCUUCUCUGACAGUGAUAAAAAGGACAAGAACGGUGUCGUAGAUCUGGAGAAUGUGAUGGUUCUGUUCCAACGUCAAGCGAUGCCCUACACCGUGUACAAAGCUCUCAGCAUGAGAAAGUCCACAGACACGGCCGAGGUCACAGAGUAUGCAGGCUUCGUCGGGAAGAAGUGUGCAGAGCGUAUGCUACUGUUUAGGAAAUAGUUGGUCUCAUUCUGUGAUUCUUAUAUUUUAUAAUUUAUAAUAAAUGUGUCUUUCGUGGUUAUCUCCUGAAUCGUUUGUGUGUUAGUGUGUUUUGGCGCAUUUUGUUGGAGGAUAAAUUGAGAGUUUAAGUUUUGGGACGCCCUCAAUGUGGUUUUGGGCUUUUGUCAAAAAUUUAUUUGCGAACCCAGUUUUCUGCCAGUGUCUGCAUCUGGGCAAAAGUAUUUUCUGAGAAGUAACAUCUUUUUUAAUGAAAUUUUCCUAAGUGGACUUAGACUUGCACAAUCACAAGUAAAGGAAAGUCAAGAAAAUUCCUCCAAAGUUUGCCGUUUCAUAAUUGGACACUAUAGGAAUUUUUUAUUGAGUGUUAUCUGACCGUAAGUCUUAGAUUGCAUCGACGAAUUUGGGCCUUGAGGUCUUACUUACUACUUUACAUAUACAGUGCUCCAGCUAGGCCUAAAUUGAAGGGCGCCCAGCCCUGCCCUUCAGAACCUCCGCCAUGCCCUUCCUUGGGCCCCCUCCUGCAUUUAAAAAAAACAAAAACAAAAAACAUAUGAUGAUUAAUAAAUCUCUUAUUACAAUACAUUGCAAUUAAUUUAUUCCUCAUUGUAGACAUUAUAUUUGAAUUGUUUAAUAAUAAUGGGAAUAAUAUAUUCUAGCAACUAUUAAUAAAUAAAUUAACAUAUAAGAGGAAGCUUCCAGAAACGCCUGGGUGCUCGAAAGUGCCCUUUUGACAAAAUACUGUGCGUCCAAAGUGCCCUUUUGACAAAAUACUGUGCGUCCAAAGUGCCGUUUUGACAAAAAAGCCCCCUGCCCUUUUCAAAUCCUAGCUGGAGCACUGCAUAUAAGUGAUUUUUUUUCUCAUAUUUAUUUUUAUCGCCAUGCCUUUCUAUAAUUAUUCAUAUGAACAUUGCAAUUUCCAAGUCUCUUCUUUAUUCAAAGUCUUUUGAUGCUUUAUUGUACAUUACAUAUAUUGAUAAUGUAGGUGGAUUCCAUAACUUAAAUUGUAGUGUGUUUGUUUUUAAAGUAAGUGGUAAUUUGAACAUAUUUGUAAUAAAAUUCAAUAAAUAAUUUACCAACUUA